GCACACUCGGUUCCGGGCAUGCGCAGUGUGUCCCAAACCGGUGGGAAUGAUGGCGUUCUCCACUGCACGCUGUUCCUCACGUUGGAUAACAGUCGUCGUGUCUUCUGGACCUCGAAGGGCUGCAGGUUCCGUUCUGUCGUCUGACAAUGUUGGGGUCCGACAAUUUUCUUCCCUUGGAGUGGGAAAGCUGUGGCGUGGAGGGAGCCUGGUGUGCGGCGGAGAAGGAAAAGCGUUGACAUUGAGGGGCCUCUCAGGCCUCAAAUCUCCCCAUGUCAUCUGCACAACCUUCUUUCACACAAGUGUGCCCUCCAACAGCAAGCAGGACUUCUACCAGAUUCUUGGGGUGCCACGUACUGCCAACAAGAAAGAGAUCAAGAAAGCCUAUUAUCAGAUGGCUAAAAAGUACCACCCUGACUCCAACAAAGACGACCCACAAGCUAAGGAAAAGUUUGCUCAGCUGGCUGAAGCUUAUGAGGUUCUCAGUGAUGAAACAAAGAGGAAGCAGUAUGACACGUACGGCUCAGCGGACUUUGGUGCUGGUCAGGCAAAAGGAGGGCAGCACUACUGGGAUGGACACGCCAGCAGCGUGGACCCAGAGGAGCUUUUCCGUAAAAUAUUUGGAGAAUUCUCAGGAGGGCGAGGCUUUGGAGACUACAACAAAAUAUUUGAGCAGCCACAGGAGUACAUCAUGGAUCUGACGUUCACACAGGCAGCAAAGGGAGUCAACAAAGAGAUUUCGCUAAAUGUAGAGUCAUCGUGCCAAAACUGCGACGGUAAAGGCCACGAGCCAGGCACUAAGGUCCAGCACUGCAACCACUGCAACGGUUCUGGCAUGGAAACAAUAAAUACAGGUCCGUUUGUGAUGCGCUCCACUUGUCGUCGCUGCGGUGGCAAAGGAACAAUCAUCUCUAACCCCUGUCAGACUUGCAGGGGUACUGGACAAACCAAGCAGAGGAAGACUGUGAUGGUUCCUGUGCCUGCAGGAGUGGAGGAUGGUCAGACCGUCAGAAUGCCAGUUGGAAAGAAGGAGAUCUUCAUCACGUUUCGGGUCCAGAAGAGUCCUGUGUUCAGGAGGGAUGGUGCGGACAUUCACUCUGAUCUGUUCAUCUCUGUGGCUCAGGCCAUUCUGGGUGGCUCAGCCAAAACACAGGGACUUUAUGAAACACUUAAUUUGUCCAUUCCUGCAGGUAUCCAGGCUGACCAGAGGAUCCAUUUGAUAGGAAAAGGAAUUGCUCGUGUUAGUGGCUAUGGCUUUGGCGAUCACUAUGUCCAUGUAAAAGUAAAAAUACCAAAGACUCUGACAGACAGACAGAGAAACCUUUUAAUGAGUUAUGCUGAGGAUGAGACGGACGUGGAGGGAACAGUGAACGGAGUCACUAAUACCAAAACAGGUAAAAGAUCUUUCUCAAACUGAGGCCUCUUGAGCAGGUCAGAGGGCAGAGUAAACCAAGGACAUCACCAUCGCAAAGAUAAAAAAGACAGGAAUGAGAAAUGUUCAUUGUUGGUUGAGUCCUGGAGGAGUUUUUGGAUGAAAGGUUACACACCGUUCUGCAAAAUCCUCUUAAAGAGGCUGAAGGUUUGUCUGCUCUGCUUCUCUGUCAAAGUGGAUCUACAGAAGAGGACGUGCCAGUUUUUAUCAAAUGUACACAGUGUGACAACAAAGACUUGGAAAAGCACUCUCUGUAAGAUGGUUUCUGUUUGAUGCCUAAACAUAAGCAAUGGUCCUAGCAGAAUUUAUAAAUGAGAAAUUAAUUAUUGUACUGACAAACACUGCACUUACAGAGUAAAGUUUAAUUGGGAUUAAAUACUGUUAAGUCAAUUCUACAUGUAACUGUUGUCUUCAGGCCAGAAUUUCUCGUUUGUUCUCCAUCCCUUUAGGUGAAACAGAUUAAAUAUUCAGACUACGUGAGUAUUAAUGUUGGAGGAUAAAGAUGUAGGUCUGGCUUUCCUGAACUGUGACCACCAAUAGUUAAAUACCUGUUCAAGAUGUCUUUUUGUCCUUCAGUUUUUUUUUUCUUAAUCACAUUUGUACAUCAGCUUUUGUGAGAAUUCAUUCAUGUAUCAUAUUAAAGGAAGCCAUACAGCUGCAAUAAAGUUAUGGCCUGGAAAA
Molecule: messenger RNA, 2110 nt
Organism: Austrofundulus limnaeus
Lineage: Eukaryota; Metazoa; Chordata; Actinopteri; Cyprinodontiformes; Rivulidae
Gene: dnaja3a
Product: DnaJ heat shock protein family (Hsp40) member A3a
Exons: 11
Coding region: 47-1414 (455 amino acids)
Biological process (GO): mitochondrion organization; response to heat; negative regulation of apoptotic process
Cellular component (GO): mitochondrion
Molecular function (GO): heat shock protein binding; ATP binding; protein kinase binding
Source: RefSeq, a predicted model, not a curated record